CUCUUGUUUUGAAGGUCAGAGGCGGAACUCACGCGCGAUCCUUGUAAUGUAUUCGGGACAGUUAGCCAAAUAGCCGGAGCACACUUACGCUGUCCGCCGCUUCGAAGUCACUCUUGUGCGGGGACAAGAGCAACAUUUAAAGACUUCUGACAGCUCGGAGUGACUGCCAUGACAUCCCGGAGGUGGUUCCACCCCAACAUCACCGGAAUCGAAGCAGAACAGCUCUUGUUGACCCGGGGUGUCCACGGCAGUUUCCUGGCUCGGCCCAGCAAGAGCAAUCCCGGGGAUUUCACCCUUUCAGUCCGGCGCAACGAUGAGGUGACCCACAUCAAGAUCCAGAACUCCGGGGACUUCUAUGACCUGUACGGGGGCGAGAAGUUCGCCACUCUGGCCGAGCUGGUGCAGUACUACACUGAACAACAGGACCUGUUGCGCGAGAGGAACGGCCAUGUCAUCGAGCUCAAGUACCCGCUUAACUGCAAAGACCCCACGUCAGAGAGGUGGUACCACGGCCACCUCUCUGGCCGAGAGGCUGAGAAACUGCUGACCGAAAAAGGAAAAGCCGGCAGCUUCCUGGUUCGAGAGAGCCAGAGCAAACCGGGCGACUUUGUCCUCUCGGUUCUCACCCACGAAGAGAAGCAUGAGAACCUCGACCGCAAGACCAAGGUCACCCACGUGAUGAUACGCUACCAGCAGGAUGGAAAAUAUGACGUAGGUGGUGGCGAGAGGUUCGACACCCUGGCAGAUCUGGUGGACCACUACAAAAAGAACCCUAUGGUGGAGAAGAGCGGUAUCGUAGUGCACCUCAAACAACCCUUUAAUGCCACAAGGAUAAAUGCGGCUAACAUUGAGAAUCGAGUACAAGAGCUCAACAAAGUAGCAGACAAUUCAGAAAAGCCCAAACAAGGAUUUUGGGAAGAAUUUGAGGUACUUCAACAACAAGAGUGCAAGCUACUGUAUCCCCGGAAGGAAGGCAUGAAACCAGAAAACAAGAGUAAAAACAGAUACAAGAAUAUCCUCCCUUUUGACACGACUCGGGUUGAAAUUCGAGACGCAGAUCCAGAUGUUCCUGGUUCAGAUUACAUCAACGCCAACUACAUUAGAGGUUCGCGGGAAGAGGGGCGCCAGGUGGAUGACGAAAAAUUCUUCAUCGCCACCCAAGGGUGCCUACAGAAUACAGUUAGUGACUUCUGGAAGAUGGUGCAUCAAGAGAACACACACGUCAUUGUCAUGACCACCAAGGAGAUGGAGAGAGGACGGAACAAAUGUGUCCGUUACUGGCCCAACCUUCACGCCACCGUGGAGUUUGGAAGGGUGCUGGUGAGGAACGUGGACGAGCGACCGUCUCAGGACUACAUCCUUAGGAAGUUGGAGGUGACCCGUCUGGACCGGAGAGAACCUCUGAGGUAUAUCUGGCAUUACCAAUACCUGAGUUGGCCAGACCACGGAGUUCCCAACGAGCCAGGAGGAGUCCUUUGGUUUCUGGAGGAGGUCAACCGAACCCAGAAGACCAUUCCAGAAUCUGGUCCCAUUGUCGUCCACUGCAGUGCUGGCAUUGGCAGGACGGGCACCAUUAUUGUCAUUGACAUCCUCAUUGAUAUUAUUAACCGCCAAGGCCUAGAUUGUGAUAUUGACAUCCCAAAGACCAUCCAGAGGGUCCGCCAGCAGAGGUCCGGCAUGGUACAGACAGAGGCCCAGUACAAGUUCAUCUACAUGGCGGUGCAGCAGUACAUAGACACAGUGCAGAAAAGACUGGAAGAAGAGCAGAGGAGUAAAAUGAAGGAGAGAGAGUACUCCAACAUCAAGUAUCCUCCCAUGGCCAACUCGAGGUCCAAACUCAACAUGGCGUCGUCGCGCUCUUCGUCUGUAAUGACUAACGACGAUUCUUCAAGUGUGUACGAGAACAUCAACUUUAAAAGCCCGCAGACGUCCUUCAGCAGUAACACGAGGAGGUAAAACCAGUGCUGCGGACCUCCCAGUGUUUCUGCAAGCUUCCCUUGUCAGCAGAGGCCUCAUCUUCUGCCCAAAAUCCCUCCAGUGUGGAGGGGGGCGUCGGGAGCGCGGCGCAGUGCCUAAAGCCCACACGGACUGCGGUGAGCGCGUACCCUCUCAGGCCGGUCUGGAGUUAGACCGCCGAGAACAAGGAGGACUUGUCAGGCAUUGCGCGCGGCCCCCUCUUUCUUUCCUACGGCUCUGCUGCUGCCUCCAAAGUCUUUCCCGCUCUUAAUCAGUGAAAGUGCCUUGUUGCCUGUAAUCAAUGCCGUUGCAUCUCUGUUCUGACUUGGAAGAUGAGUAUUCAAGAAGGAGUCAUGCCACCGCAAAAAUGUCAGAUUGGACCCCAGAAAACAUCAAAGCAAGCUCAACUCGCAGACAUCCUAUGCUGAAGCUGCUGCUGUUUCUCUGUCAUCUCAUAAAUGUGGACGGGGACGGUAUCGGUCUUAACAAGUCACCAACAUCUGUUCUUGUAUUGUUUCUUCUCAUUUUUGCUUCCCACUGAAUUUUCAUUUGUGAUCAUUCAUGGAAAGGUUUAAUGUAAAAAAAAAAACAGAGAGAGAGAGAGAGAGAGAGAGUCACUGUUUUUCACUGGUCACAAUUUUGUGUUGUUCAGCACCUAAAAAUCACAGCAUAGGCCAGAAAUGCUACCUGACAAAAAUUAUGUACUAUGAUAUACUGGUAUUUACAAAGGAUACAAAAGACCAGCGUGGCCAUGCUGAAAAGAAUGUAAGAAUGAAAAAGUACUAUGAGAAGGUAAUUUUUGGGUAGAAUAACAUUGUAAUAGCAUCAAUACGAUCUGCAUUAUUAGAAUGCAAUCAUAAUAUUACUUAAUGUUAUUUUACUAGACCAUUCAAUUAAUAUGAUGAGAUAAAAAAAAGAAUUACAUUUUAAUACUAUGUAAAAAAAUGGAUAAUCUCACGUGGUAAAAAGUCAGAAUAUGACAAAAGAUUAUAAUUUUACACAUUUACUGAACUAUUACAUGAAGAAAAAGUGGGGGGGGGCAGCCAUCAUGUCAUGAAAAUAAUUGUGAUAUUACAUUUUUCUCAUAAUACCAUCAUAUGAGGAAAAAUAUGUACUAUAAUAAGGUUCUUACUGGGGGGGAAUUCAGUGUUCUCCUACGCUAGUUAGAUCAUAGCCAAUAAUCGUCAGGCAGAAGGGAUGAGAAGAUUCCUAAAUAAGAAGUCGCAAUCUCUGGACUUUGUUUGACUUGCUGUCCUUGUUAAUCAUCAAGUCUGAUGCACUUCAACAUCUGCCCUGGGAGGGGGUCACAAGGAAAGUGGUGGGGGGGCGGGGGGGGGGGGCGAUUACAGCGCUCCAGAUGGCCAAGAUUGAAGAAUAGAUUUGUCUCCAAAAAGUAAUUUAGACGAGGGCUAUAAUCCAGGCUUGAUGGCGUACGGCCACAACACUGAUGCGAGAAGGUGCCGUCGUAGCGCUGAACCCUGCGAGCGUGCCAUGACAUAUUUUUAGCCUCUGCUAAUAUAUCUUGGUCAAAAACAAUUGCAGCCACGUUAGUGGGACGUGAUCCGCCUUGUGCAAAAAGUCAUGAAGAGCUCAACGUCUGUGAAAGACAAAGUUAAGCUAACUUCAAGGAUAAAUUCCUCGAAUUUAGAUCAACACCAAAUUAGACACUUUGACGGCCACCAUGUCUAGAUAUUCUCAUUAAAAUUCAGAUUUAAUGACUGAGAAAAAUAAUUAGUGUUCAGGCUCCUGCACAAGGUUUUUCUUCUAAAUGGUCAAGAAAUUUUGCAUACUCCAUGUAACAUUACCUGCUUGGCAGAGACCUCUAUGCUUGAUUUCCAACUAAUGAUCAAAACUGAACCUAAUUAGAGGGGGUUUUUUGAUUCAUAUUUAAUGUUUUUUUUUUUUUAUUUCAUCCUCACACACUGUCUUGACAUGAAUACAGGGAUAGUAGAAGGCAUUUUAUAAAUCACAUUGCGUGUUACGGAUUGAUCUUUUGGCUCUAUGUACUCCUCUCAAUAUUUUGUGCGUUUGGGUAGGAAUGCACAAAAGGCAAUAUUCUAACAUUUAUGUGCACUUUCCCACUCAAAUCUGUUAUUUAUGGAUUAAUUCACCUCUCCAAUUGCAGAGCUUUCCUCUUCAAACAUUCUGCUGGUGGCUCAGGGUAUAUUUUAUCAUUAUUUUAUUUCAUGGUAAUAGCGCAAUGGUGCAUUAAAUGUUAAAUCAUUUGUUUUUAUUUUAUUUAUGUUGGUCGGCAAAUAUGUUCAAAUGACUCUCCCGUAGUCUAGCAGAAGCUCGUUGCAGAACAUCACAGAUACAGAACAGCAGGCACACCCGCUUUUAUAUUGAUGGACCUACAAACAUGUUUGCACAUACAUAAUACACAAUAUUCUGAUUAAAUGACUUUUAUUGGAUUUAUUUCAUACAGAAUGAAAAACGUGUGGUCUCCUUCAAAGUCUUGCGUGUCAGGUAGAGUCUCAGUGGUGACGAAACAACCACUAGGGCAUAUCUCAUAUUUCAAGUGUGCUGUAUUUUAAAAAUUGGCUCCCUGAUUUACAGCCAGCCUCAGCCUCCAAUGACUCACACAUCCGAGGAAGUUGCACACACAUUUCACAGUUAUGGACGACAGGUGUGCCAGAACUUUGAAUGGGGGAAUACGUAAAGCUAUAAUGUGCGCAAGCCAGGUGUGUUAAAAAAAAAAAGAAAUGAGGAAACAGGACCCCAAAUGAAAUGGUUGUCUUUUUCACCCAUUUGGCAGACAGAACCCCCACGUGUGAUUGUGUGAUUUAGUAAAAUCUGUUUCUACUGUACAUCCCUUGGGAUGUAAAAUAGAGUUUACACCUAUUUUAACAUGGGCAAAUCCUUGAUAAAUAAGUGUGAUCCAAUGAAGUGUCGAAGGUGGGAAAAAAUAAUGAGUACUAUCUGACCCUUUAGUCCAGUCCCAUGAAGCUGUUGUGUCAGAGAGCCUUACAUUAAAAACAAUCAAGUUGAUAGUGCGGGCUGCAGUGACAGUCACCUUGUCAUAUUUUGUUUGAAUAUUUUUUGGAAUUUAUUUUCUAGAUUUACAUGGCAUUGCUGCCUUGUGUCUGUUAGAACGACGUCCCUCCCUCCCCCUUUUCCCUCGAAACUGUGGCUUGUGUUUGCUGACUUCAUUGGGAAAUGGUUUGUUCCGUUGCUGUAUUUAUGAACUUUGUCACAAUGUGGCUCUUGUGUUUUGUUUCAUUUAUCUUUCACUUUGCCUCUUUCUCUCUGAUAUGUCGUAAGGUCAAUACUUGAAAGUGUGAAACUGCUGAAUCUUGGACAGUUUUUUUUUCCUCCCCCUCAUUUUAAAAUGUUCAUGAUUUCUAUUUGUUUGAAUUUACACGUAUAUUAUUAUUAUUAUUGUUGUAAAGUUACCUCUGGGUCUGAUAUGAACCAGUGUACGUGGAGGUUUACUUCUCUGCUAGUCCUCGCACUAUUUACUUGAAGAUGUUUGUUUUGGUUUGUUUGUUCCUCUUGUACGUCUGAGGUGGACUCACCUUUUUUCUUGUUGUUGUUGUUGUUCUUGAACUGGCUUCUGCUCAGAGGCCUUCUCGCUGUACAGGCCGCUACCCGCGGAUGCAACAAGUUGCCAUGAGUGGCAACAAUCUGGUUUGUUACAAUAAAUCCUUUGUACGUUAU
Messenger RNA from Syngnathoides biaculeatus (alligator pipefish), 5613 nucleotides. It is a transcript of the gene ptpn11b, whose product is annotated as protein tyrosine phosphatase non-receptor type 11b. Gene Ontology annotation, biological process: protein dephosphorylation. The transcript has 16 exons. Bases 169 to 1956 code for a protein of 595 amino acids. The record is from RefSeq and is a predicted model, not a curated record. Gene Ontology annotation, molecular function: protein tyrosine phosphatase activity. NCBI's taxonomy places the organism in Eukaryota, Metazoa, Chordata, Actinopteri, Syngnathiformes, Syngnathidae.